Molecule: messenger RNA, 1924 nt
Organism: Xenia sp. Carnegie-2017
Lineage: Eukaryota; Metazoa; Cnidaria; Anthozoa; Malacalcyonacea; Xeniidae
Product: rho GTPase-activating protein 19-like
Exons: 9
Coding region: 65-1747 (560 amino acids)
Biological process (GO): regulation of small GTPase mediated signal transduction; signal transduction
Cellular component (GO): cytoplasm
Molecular function (GO): GTPase activator activity
Source: RefSeq, a predicted model, not a curated record
AAAGACCUUUCUCGACAAUUAUAAUGCCAAAUAUUUCGAUUUUAUACGUGAAGCCUCUUCUAAUAUGAGUAAAAAAGAGGGCAAGGAUUCCUAUGCGGUAAUAGUCAUUAGCAAACUAUUGCGAAUCAUCGAUUUGGAGAUGAUAGAGGACUUACAAGAGGCCGAAUCAACCAAGAAUGUGUCACGAAAUCUUGAAAUUGCUGGAAACCUUGCUUCGAGAAAAGGCAAGAAUUUCUUCUCGAAAUCAAGCGAAAGGAUUAAUAAGAUCUUACACAAGUCAGGAUCGUCUCCUAUAUUUAAUCAACCGCUGUGCGAGGCUAACGUUCAUAGAAUUUCUUCACUCAUUGAAUUUCUAAAACAGCAUUUAACAUCCGAAGGUAUUUUUCGAAUAUCUGGCAGCAAAAAACGCCAGGAGGAGUUGAAGCAUUUGAUCGAUCAAGAUGAUGUUCCUUUGAAUUUCGAAGACUAUGGCUUCACCGAACAUGACGUCGCUUCGAUAUUUAAAUAUUUCCUGGCCGAGUUACCCGAGCCCAUUAUUACAAGAGUUCAUGUUAUCGUUCUUUCAAAAAUCAAAGAUGUCGAAGAUAGUGACAAUCAACUGAGCGCACUCCAGUUAUUACUUUUGCUUCUGCCACCGGCAAACCGUCAUCUGUUGCAGCAACUCCUUCUGCUGCUUAAUGAAAUUGCAAAUAUCAAAGAGAACAAGAUGACUGCUCAGAAUUUGGCAACCGUGUUUGCACCCAGUGUCAUUCACUAUAAACAUAAGUCCUCACUAUGUCUGAGUGCCAUUCCUGAAGAUUUGCAGACUUUUACGUCAGCGUUGACGUUGAUGAUUGAGCAUGCGCAAGAGGUAUUCGUCAUCCCUGACGAUCUCAUGCGCGAGAUUGAAAAACAGAAAUCAUGUAGACAGCUCCAGGUAAUGACAGCAACAUCAGCAGACAGCAAGGAUAGUGAUGCUGCCGUUCUUUCUAAGCCUUUCUGCACACAGAUAGACGCGAGGUUGUACAGCACUGCUGGAAAUAAGUGUACAUCUGAUGCACUUGUCGAUUUGUACACACAAAUGGCCGCCAUGGAAGAUACUCCGAUGAAACGACAGUUUUUGAAAAACUUUGCAGACUUCUAUCCUGGUACUCCACCGUUCAAACCAAAAACGAGAAAGCCACCAAGUGAAAACGAGAAAAAAUCAACCUUUUCAUCUGUAAGUGUUCCGAAAAUCCUAUCGCCCCGCCAUCGCAGAGUUCCGUUGCAGUCGGCAAACCGAAUGGACACGCAGGGUCUUUGCGAAAGUCCCGCGGGUCACUACCGACCGUUGAACACUCCAAUCAAGCAAAGUUUCUUAGAAAAUGGUUGGAAAUCUCUUUCCAAGAAAGACAAGAUAAAGACUCCUGGUACACCGUCUCGUGGUUUACACCGUCGUUCGCCAUCCCUAAAUAGCUUACGAAAUGUCUUAAAAAAGAGACGACGUUCAAAAACUAUCGAAAGCAACACAAGUGAUUCUUCGGACGAGUGUUCAAACCCGCGCACUCCAAAACCAAGACGCAGCUCAUCCAGUUCGGAUUUGGAAAAAAAAUCGUCGAAAACAACCAAUCCUUUUUGCAGUAUGACGGGAUACAAGACCCACAAGACAUCGACCGUUACACCUAUCAUAAAGAAAAGCUUGAUUGGAAGAGACAUAAGAAAUCUGUAUGCUACUCCGAUGAAUUCGUCGAAAGGAAAGAAACAGUUGACCUCAUCUAUUGCGAAGUAAAUUCAUUGUAAAGUAUCUGCAAAGAUAGGAUGGGAAGAUUGUUAUCACAACGAAAAGUUUUAGGGUGAUUUUCCCGCUGUUAUUGUUGUUAUGUUAUUGACUCCUUCAAUUUAAACAAGUAUUCAAUGCUUGUGGCAUUCAUUAUUCAAAAUUUGAAAUAUAUAUGUAAAUAUUUGC